AAAAAGAGAGAUCCUCUAUUUCUCUAUUCUGUUAUCUUUCUGUCUCUCCUCUUCUUGAUCCUCUUCCUUUAUAAGAGAGGGAUGUUCAGGAUGUUUAGGUUCCGAGCGAUUAAUGUGAACUCUUCUUAUUAUGAACAAGAAUAUAAGUAUGUAUAUUUUAAAUAAACAAUAAUACAAUAGUAACCGACACCGCAGCUUAUAUUAAAUAUAUCUCUUUACAAAAGCUUAACGCUCUACGACUCUUCCUUCGACUUGACUCUAAUUUCUAUUAUUCGUCUCGACAUUAAUCGGCAAAAGGCUAAAGCUAAAAAGCCAAAGGCAAAAAGCCCCGUCUUUCUCUGUGCGUCUCCUUUUACCCUCUUCUCCAUCCGACGAGUCUGAUCUCCUAGGACCGGUCUUUCUCCCGUGGCUCCUCCCGGAAUAGACUGGUGCUGUCCUCCCUCGGCUGUAUCUUACAGUAUUGAGUAUAGAAUAACUUAGUGAAAAAAGAUUGUAUUACAUACAAGUGCGUAAAUUAAGCUUGGAAAACUCUGCAUCCCCAAACAAAAUAUAUAGAUAGAAAUACAAGAGUAGAGUUUCUGUGCUAUAUACCUCGAACUGAAGAAUUAUAAAUACACUAGAAUGGCAUAUAUCCUGAGCAAGACACCUGUUUUAUAUCGAACUACUUACUACAGGAAUAUUAUCUUGAGUCCUGUUGCUAAACACAUAUGUAUAAAGAAUUCUAGAUAUUUUUCUUCCAUUAAAUCAGAUCGCCUGACAGAGAAGAGAUUUAAGCUAAAAGAUAAUAUAAGUGAUGAUUAUAAGCUAAUAUAUAGAGAAUAUAACCGUAUACCUCAGUUAAUUAGUAUUACAUAUUAUACUGGAUGGUUUGGUGUUUGCUUUGUAAUAUAUAUUGUGGGAUAUAUAAUUAUCAAAAAUCCAUUAGUGUCAGACAAAGAAGUAGAAACAAGUUUCAGUAAAGAAAAGCUUAGUACUGAAACUGAUAGAAUAUUUAUGAUAAUUAGUGGUAUGUUCCUAUCUAUCGUACUGAUAUUAGGGAGUCAAAUGUUUCCUUUCAGAAUUUAUCAUAAUUGUUCACAAAAAUUGUACAAAGCUAUAUUUGUAAGUAAUAUACUGGGUAAAAAACAAAUAGAAAUAUUUGGUGAAGGCACUAUUAUACCCAUGUUUAAGGAUUUUGAACAUUUGUCAGAUAUAUUUUUUAAAAUAAAUGAUCGUAUUGUUCUACUAGAUAAAAGAUGUUUUCAAAAACCUGUAUUAUAUGAGAUGAUGAUUCGUAAGGUCAAAUAAAAUUCCGUGUAUUUUCA
Molecule: messenger RNA, 1304 nt
Organism: Harpegnathos saltator (Jerdon's jumping ant)
Lineage: Eukaryota; Metazoa; Arthropoda; Insecta; Hymenoptera; Formicidae
Exons: 3
Coding region: 622-1287 (221 amino acids)
Source: RefSeq, a predicted model, not a curated record